Molecule: messenger RNA, 1594 nt
Organism: Paramecium octaurelia
Lineage: Eukaryota; Ciliophora; Oligohymenophorea; Peniculida; Parameciidae
Source: the annotation of a GenBank genome assembly
AGUGUUUACCAUUAUAUUAUAUUAAAUGUUUAAACCAAAGAAGGGAUAACAAUAACAACAAUAAUAGCCAUUCUACCUGAGUUGGUUCACGAAUUAAGGGUAUUAUGAUGGAUGUACAUUAGUUUAGGGAAAAUCUAAAGAGAGGAGGAACUGCUCCUUAAUAGUCUCGAAAAGAACGAUUAUAAUUAAAAAGUCCUUACUAGCAACCAUUGACAACUGUAAUUCAUAUGGCUCCUAAUCCCUACAAUAGGAUUAUGUAAGACAACUCUAUGAAUUGUAGGCAAGCACCCAAAACCAAUAGCAACAUUCAGCAAAUCUCUAAGAUAUAUGCCCAAAAGUCUCAAUUAUCUAAAAGGAAAAGUCAAGAGUAUGAGCGACAACGUUAUGAUUUGAAAUCGUAGUCUUAAUAAUCUCGAGCCUUUACUUAAUAGGGCAUAAGACCACUUAGAUUGAAUGACGGCCGACCUCAGACCCAAUAAAAUCUAAUUGAACACAAAUUAUGUUGUGAUAAUUUAGGGAGUGAUGAGGAAUAAUAAGAACAAUUGACUCCAAGAGAUGAUAAAGAGGAUAUUGAUUUAGAUAAUAUUGGAGCAAACCAAUUCAUUAAUGAUUGUUUCUCAAAUGAAUCAAAUGAAGCAGAUAGUGAAGAUCAUCAGAAUUUUCAAUUGCCAAUCUAGAAUGAUGAAUAAAUGUAUCCGAGUAUUAUCUAAGUCAUAGCUAAAAUAAGUCUUUGAUAAAGGAAGAACCAAUAACAAGUCUGAGAAAUAACCAAAAUCAAAUAAAUAGGCCUUAGACUUCUGAAGGUGGAAGAAGAAAGAGAUUUAUGAAUUCCUUAAAUUAGGCAGACCAAAAUUACGAGAAGAAAAAAGAGACUGAAUGUGAAUUAUUGGAAUAUGAAGCAAAUAUCAUCUUAGAGGAAGAAUAAGACAAUUAAGAAAUCGUUGAUACAAAUCUCAAAGCUUCUCCAAAGGUUAGUCAUAACUGUAAACAUAGGAAUUGAUCUCCAUUCGGUCAGGAUAUAGAAGAAAAUAAAAUGAUUUAAAUGAACUAAUGGAAACUAAUAAUGAAAUACGGCCUCCAUCAAGACACAAAACUCCUCCAAAAGCUACUGGACUAGAAUUGCCAUUGGAAAAUUGUGCGAAUAAUGUCCAAAGAGAUAGUGUCGACAUUCCCAUCAAAAAUAUGUAUGCAUAAAUAAAUGAUGAAAGUAAUUCGCUUUAUUGAUUAUUUAAGAAAUUAAAGAAGAAAAUGAUGGCGAAUUUGAUUUAGACUUUUUUAAAAUGAACAAUAAGAUGAACUUCAAAAAAUUUCAAUAAAAUGAUUUCUAAGGAUAUCAUACUGAUGAUGCUAAUAAGUUGAAUUAGUAAAGACAUCCUAAAUCAGCAAAUCUAAAACAGAAUUAGAUGCGUUCCCCACUAAAUUCUCAAAUUACUUCAGCUCAUUUAAGAAAUGAAGCUUAAAUAGUUAUAAAAUAUAAUAAUAGUUCUGCCAUUUAAAGAAACAAUGAACCUAUUAAAGUUCCAUUUCAAACUUCAUUAGGAUAGGAUUUUUUAAGGUUGUUUGCCAACCAUCAUAUGGAAUAAUGAGAGUGGUA